AUCUCUAUUUUCAUAUCUAUAUGUUGUCGACAUUUGUUUUUUAUUCGCGUUCUAUUUUUGUGUGUGACGGGACUGUCCGGCAAAGAUUCUAUUUUCUAAAUAAUUUUGAUGAUUUUCAUUUAGAUCAUUGAAAUUAAAUCUUGCACCUCUAAAUGGCCGAAAUAGCUAAAAUGCAGAACGGAGACGGUACGCCGACAGCCGUGGAUAACACCAAAAAGCCGCUGCCCGAAGAGGUAACCAAGCAAUCGUAUCGCGUCAAAGUAUGGCGUCACCUCGAAACAAACGGGCUGGCAGUGUUCCCGCGCCCAGUCUACAACAGAAUUCCGAACUUCAAAGGGGCUCAGGAGGCGGCCGCUAAACUAGCCGAGCUGGACGUAUUCAAGAAUGCGAACACCGUGAAAGUUAACCCGGAUAAACCGCAGGAGCCUGUUAGGGUGAUAUGCCUCGAACAGCAGAAGACUUUGUACGUUCCGGUGCCACGGCUCCAGACCGGCUUCCUGAACCGCCUGGAGCUGCCUGAAGGUGAAACUGGACCGGCUGCCAUUAGGAAGGCCGUUUCGCGUAACGGAAUGGAGACUUAUGGAAAACCUAUAGGCAUAGAAGACACCGUUUCGUUGGACCUGGUCGUGAUGGGAUCAGUCGCCGUGUCUAAAGAAGGAUAUCGUAUCGGAAAAGGACGAGGGUACGGUGACCUUGAGUUUGGACUGAUGAUGCACAUGAAAGCUAUCAAGCCGGACACUGUCGUAGUGACCACCGUACACGAUUGCCAGGUGUUUGAUACACUGCCGGCUGAGUUGUUUGGACCACACGACGUUCCUAUCGACAUCAUAGUGACGCCCACACAGGUUAUAGAGACGCAGCGUAUGAGCCAAAGACCCACUGGUAUUUUGUGGCACUUGCUCUCCAACCGGCGCCUGCAGCUCAUGCCGAUACUUGGACAGCUCAGAGAUAUCGAAAUGCUAGCCGGUCGCGCCUGCACGCUGAAGGAGGUGGAUACGGAUGUGGAGGAACGCACCGUGCAGCGUCCGAGAAGGGUGCGGCGACGUACGCGCGAACGGAAGAGUCACAGCGAGGGGGAGGGCAACACAACUGAAGGCGAAGAUGGCAAGCCCGGGAAGCCCCGUCGUUCGAACCGGAACCGCCGCAACAGCACCAAGUCGGCCGGGAAGGAGCCGCGCGAGGGCGACGCUAAACCUAGACGCCCGAAACGACAACGUCCCGUCAUCGACUUCUCCGUUAAGAUCUCCAAUAUAAGCCCAAACACUAGAGUGCGUGACUUGAAACAAGCUCUCUCCGAGCGCGGCGUCAAACCUCAGAUAAUGGUGUGGAAAGGUUUCCGUGGAUUUUGUUAUUUGCACUUCUUCAAACCAGGACCUCAAAAGGGCGAAGGCGACAGCGGCGUCAGCGCCGUGAGCAUGGAGGGCGUGCUGUCGGCGUUGGCGCAGAUGUCCCUGGGCGGGUCCGGGGACGGCGACGCCGAGGACAAGCCGCGGCUGCUCGCCGUGGAGCCCGCGCCGCCCCGCCAGCCGCACGCCGAGCGCGCCGCACCCACCCCCGCAUCCGCACCCGCCGCCGAGGUCCAAUGACUCGAUCGAGCCGGAGACUAAAAGCAAAUGUUGAAAACCAUUUUAACGAAUUUCAUUAACAAACACGCAUAACGUUGCUCGCUUGGUUGCACGCGGACGGACGGGUCUCCUGUCGCAUUCCGACACUUAUCGUUUAGGAUUUAAGGUUCAUUUUCCUGUGGGGCCGGCCCGUAUACAUAACAUACCAGUAAAACGCUUUAAUUUUUUUGAUAUAGCUGCUACAGAACACUUUGAAUGCCACAAAAUUGGCAAUAUCGUUUGAUUAUUAACAUCUCGUCUUUUCGCAUUAAAAGUGUACAAUUUCCAAAAAUAUUCGAAAUUGAGUUAAUAUGCGGAAUCAUUUGGUAUCAUCAUCAAUAUUUUUCUCAUAAAUACUGUCAAAAGAGUGUAGUUUAGUUUUCUUUUUAGUUUACCUAUGUUUUAAAUAAAUUAAGACAUAAUUUUAUCUUACUUUAAAAGGCAAAUAAUGUAACUGAUAAAAUAAAAUCUGCAAAGAUGAUUAAUAUUAAAAAUAUUACAUGAUAAUAAUAAACCUUUAAAACACUCUCCUGUAAAAUUAGUAAGUUUUGAGAUUAUACAGUUCUAAUGCGAGAAGACGGUCUCAGACUUGGUAAUGCUUGAAAUUAGUAUUUGAUAAAUAAGAUGUGGUUUUUUUUUUUUAAUUUCAAUGAAGGGCCGGUACCUGCUUUUUAUCAUAGAAGUGUGAACAUGUAUUUACGUAACUUAACGAAAGAUCUUUAUAUGAACGUUUAGUUGUUGUCUAGUCUAAUGUUAGCACGUAAAGAUUUUAUUGUUUCUCUCUCAAUUAUUUCGGGGCUUAAAUCAAUUAAAAGACGUCAAGGAUUUAAAGGUUUUUUACAGUAUUUACUUUUAAUAGUUUUAAGCCUUCGAAUACUCUUCCAUUUGAAAAGAUGCUAUAUUUUUUAGUGUUUGAAGUUAAUGAUUCAUAUAUAUGUAUAAGGUGCUUGAAAAUAAUAUAAAUAAAAAAAAAACAGAGCCCCAAAUUUGGUAUUCGUUGGAAAAGAGGUAUUUUGUUUGUUUGUUUUUUUUUUUAAUAUUAGAGAUAGAGUUAUUUAUUUUUUGAAUAUAAAUAAUCGUUUGGGGCCAUGUUUGAGUUUUUUUCUGUAUAUUUGUGCCAACUUGGAUGAGAAAUGAGUUUAUUAUUUUACGUUUCACUUCAUAAUAAUUGUAUUAUUAUAAUUACUGUUCCUUACGAAUUUCGUCCAACGAAAAAAAAAAUAUAUAUAUAUUUUUAAACUGAUGAAAAAGAUGUAUGUGUAUUUUAAUUAUAACUUUUCUAUUAGUAAAUGUAUGAUGGAUACUUACUUGGGUGUCUUAAAUGCCCGUAGAUGGCUUAUUUACAAAAUUAAUGUAACUUAUCGUAAAAUGAAAAUGAAUAAAUUUCAUGUUAGAAUCUCAAUUUUAGCUUAAAAUUAGCGAGAAGAAAUAUUUAGAAAUUUAAAGAUUUAAAAAAAAAUAUGUAGAUUUUGUCUUGAAUUUUUUUUUGAGGUUAUCGUGUUUAUCUUUUUGUUUUGUAAUUAAAUUAUCAGAACAUAUCGUAUUGAGCGAGUUGGUAUAAAUAUUUUUACGCUGUUGUAAUAUUUCGAAAGUUUACUUCUUCAGUAUUAGGUUAUUUUUCAAUUUAAGACUCGGAAAAGUAAUAUAUAUUAUGAUAACGUAAUUAUGAUGUGUUUAAAAAAAAAAAAACUUAUUUUCCCUGUUCUAUGUAUGGAACGGUUUGUUGGAAACUGAUCUUUAAUUGGUCUCUUUUUAGUGUAGUUUUUUUUUAAUUAUUAUUGGAGUGAACAUUUAAACAUUUAAGUUUUGUUUUAAUUGCUAAGCAUGUUGGCUUUUCAUUUUGCUUUGUGAGCACGAUUGUACACGCACACGUAGCGUCGAAAUAAAUAUUAUUUGCGAUUUUAAGCACUGUUUUUUUUUUAAUGUAUAUAAUUUGUUAACACGCUAUUUUAUUGUAACGUUGGUACAGCAGGCACGGAUGAGCGACUUUUUUUUUUCGUUUUUGUAUUUUUUUAAUAAAUUUAUUAAAGUAUUUAUUUUUCUUUAUUUAUUUUUUUGUUGUUCCUCGCGAAAACGGAUUGUGUGUGGGAAAUUGGUUUAUUUUUCCUAAAACUUAGCGUUGUGAUUGUAAAUUUCUUAGAGGUUGAGAGUAAAAUUAAAUUCUAUUUUUCUAGUG
Messenger RNA from Bombyx mori (domestic silkworm), 3780 nucleotides. RefSeq names its product methenyltetrahydrofolate synthase domain-containing protein (gene lost). Gene Ontology annotation, cellular component: cytoplasm. Bases 153 to 1586 code for a protein of 477 amino acids. The transcript is spliced from 13 exons. The record is from RefSeq and is a predicted model, not a curated record. Lineage: Eukaryota; Metazoa; Arthropoda; Insecta; Lepidoptera; Bombycidae. Gene Ontology annotation, molecular function: nucleic acid binding.